Messenger RNA from Phyllopteryx taeniolatus (common seadragon), 7808 nucleotides. RefSeq names its product regulator of G-protein signaling 5-like. Lineage: Eukaryota; Metazoa; Chordata; Actinopteri; Syngnathiformes; Syngnathidae. The record is from RefSeq and is a predicted model, not a curated record. Bases 6287 to 6985 code for a protein of 232 amino acids. The transcript has 5 exons.
CAAAAGUGCUGAACUCAAGUUUAACCACUUUUAGUGUGUUCAGCUUUGGACGUUCCACGGUAUAAGACGUCAAACCGAGCGGAAAACCAUCACCAUCACCAUCAUCAUCAUCAUCAUCAUCAUCAUCAUCAUCAUCAUCACCAUCAUCAUCAUCAUCUAUCCUCUAAAGCCCAAAGAGAACAGCAGACAGCUGUAAAUUUGCGCCACAAAAGUUUUUGUUUGAAAUUAUUUAUAAUAUUGCACCCAAUUCCAUUUAUGGAGACGCACGAAUAAACCUUAGAAAUGGUGAAGAAGUCAAAAUGAAGUGUGGGAGAAUCCUAAUGCGCGGCUAUUGCUUUUCUUCACAGUUGCUGAAUUUAUUUGACCUCGGGGUCUUUUGCGAAAGCGAAUGCAUUCAUAGCUUUAGUCCUGAAUAAUUUUCUAUUUUGGGGAUCCUUGACUUUUGGCUCAUGUACUUAUUUCCUCGCUGAAUUCUUCUCAGAACCUUUGGAGAUAUAAAUAAUCCCACGUUUCUUCAGGAGACAUUUCACCUUAGAAGGAUUGUUCUUUUUGUUCUUUUGUUUUUUUUGGUUUUUUUUCCUGCUAAGUGACCAGGGUUGCUUCUCAUGUAUUGAUGAGCGGUAUUCCAUCCCACGGGAGGGAACAAUUCCCACACGAAUGUGGCUUGCAGUCACAUGACUGGAAUCUGGCAACAUGGGAAAGUUGUUCCUGGUGAUGACUGUCACAUUCACUUAGGAAGACAAAGUCACAAACAGCUGUCAGGCUUUUGGGCUUGAACGAUAACAAUCGCAAAAUGUAUAAUUCUCCUCAAAGCCAUAAAUGUGUUUGGGGUCCAAUGUUUGCAAAUAUUUUACAGCUGAAUUGCUUAUUAUGGCGCUUUGAGCAGACACGGAACAGCGACUUGCUGCUGCUACUCAAGUGAGUUGAGUGGGUUUAAAAACAUCUGAAUCUCUCUUUUCGUCCUUCGUGAGACAUCACCUCCACAGUGGAAGCUUCCAUUUUGACUUCCUGCUGCAUGCUCGUCCAAUAGGAGCGUUCGCCACGCCGUCACCGAUUGGUCACGGGGUGUGUCGGCUGGCAAAAAGACCAGAAGUGCUUGAGUUCUUUUUGGCUAAUUGCACUGAGUGCGUUGGAUUUGACCGAGGUCGUGAUUACGCGAUACAACGACAAGUUUAGCCAUCAAGCUCUCCACAAUAAAAAAAACACAACAACACAAGCAGCAAUGCGCAAUCGCUAAUAUUAAAGACAUGACAAAAUAUUCAACGUAGUAUCUCAACACCUUAAAGAUAUGACAAAGAUGUCAUCUAUACAAGUCUUUCUCAUUUUUUCAUUUCUUUCUAUACGAUUCACAAUUCCAGUGCAGUCUGAAGUUUUGGAAUAAGGUCGAAAGUCCGAAUGAGUUGAGCGUUUCCGUCCCGCGGCGCACUGACAUUCCGAAGAUUUCCUGCUCUGCCCCAAAAGUGCUGGCGUGCGGCGGAAGCUGUGGCUUAACAAGGCCGCCGUCGUCCUCGGUUUACCCGGUUCAUGAUCGUGCGCGGGCCACAGGGCUCGUGUUUAAAUUGCUGGUAUCAAUGCCGCCAUGUAUAAAUACCUUAAUACAUAUAGGAAUUAUUUGAAAGCUGCACAACUAAAGAAGAUCAGAGUCGAAGCUUUUGUGCGCUUGCAUGAAGGAUCGGAGUUGGGCUGCAGCGAAGUUUGUCAGCUCGUCUAAGAAUAGAAUGUUUUAUGUCUCAGUCUUUGCAGGCCUACUUCAGCCUCCGUGUUUUUGUCUUUGGCACCGCACUUGAGCUGAAACUUUGCGUCUGUGCACAACUUUUUGGGGUGUUUGUGGAAGCUUUUUUGUUUGACUGACUCGUAUCAAAUAUCCUACAUGCUAAAAGAUCUAUCUACUCUGACUCUGUCUGUGUAUUAAAAGUCCAAAGCGUAUACACAAUUCUUGUCUGAAGUGGCAAGAGUGAGUUUUCAUGAUUUGCGUUGCGAUACUUCGUUCGAUCUUUGUAAAACGGUGCUGGACUACAGUGGCGACGACCUGGCAUGAAUCGAAAAGGAUCAGAUGUAUUCCAGAAGAUUUGGAUUUCGUCUCCUUUCUAAUGUAUUAUUAUUAUAUUUGUAUAUGCAUCUUAAGCAUUUCCAUCUUUUUGCCAUCGGAUAUCAUUUACAAAUAUGAAUUGAAAAGCAAUGAUCUGAUGCAAAACUAAAACCAGGAUGAAAAAUUGGAUCGAUCGACACGGUUUUCAUGAAGCGUGUUCAAAUAGCGGUCGUAGCGGGUGCGAAUUGCGACCCCCACGACAUCGUGCUGAGAGGCGCCUCCAUUUGUGUGUUUCAUUUCUCCACCUUAUUCAGCAAAAUGAGACGAGUACCUAAUGAAGCCUCCACUCUGCACACGAUCGUUUCACGCAGGCUUCUGCUCAACGUCUUGACCACGCUGCGAGCGUGACUUGGCGUUCUCGGGAGCGCCGCACGCAGGUUUGCUUUCUGAGAAGCGCGCCCACCCGCCACCGUGUCUCCGCUCGGGCUCUCGAAUGUCGGCCUUUGGUGCUCCGUCGAGGUUCAAGCCUCGCCUGCCUGCAGAAAUGCUUAGCAGCUGCAAGGCAAACUCAUGUUCACCUUCCUUGAGGGAAAACAAACUCCAAGAGCGCUCGGGGCGAAACCAUCCUAAAGAUGUCAUCGUACAUCGUACAUCGUAUAAUGAGCAAGAUUGCCAAUGGUAAUGGUCAAUCUGAAGAAUUCCUUGUAUUUACUCUCGCGAUCGCAGGCGGAGUUCAAGAGGUAAAGCGGAUCCGUCUCCAUCUCCCUCACCAUAAUUCGCUUACGAAUACGUAACCGUCAUUCCGACUCAACUGAACUUUGUCCGCUCGGGUCGGAAACACCGUCGCGUUUCGCAUCCAUCUCGGUGCACAAAAAGGAGCACGUUGCGCAAGUCAAUCUAAUAAGAGUCGCAAUGAACGAGGACGAGAAGGCGGCGCCCUCGUCGCUCUGAGGUGACAUCUGUGCCUUGUUUAGCGGCUGCCACCUCCCGCUCCCGCUCGACCUGUUGUGUCACCGAGCGGCUAUAUUUCAGAAUAAAAGUGGGCGCAUUAGCGGCAUUCAGGGGCGCAGACGUUUCCUACAAAUCAGCUUUCCCUUGCACACAACCCAUUUGCGGCAAUGUACCCAAUUAGCUUUGUGGCGCACAUCCUGCUGGUGCCUCGCAAGCUUCCCCCGCCAGCUUAUUUCUUUCGGUCCAAAUUUAUUAGCCUCCUGCGGGGUAUUCUUUGGAAAAGGCCAUCUCUUUUUUUCUGACUCACAAUUCAUAGAAGGACUUUAGCAAACAUAUUACCGCGAUUCAUUUGUCAGAAUGGUUAGAAGCAUCGUUGUCCGAGCAAGUCGGGUUCAAAACAGCAAAAUGAAAAUAAAAAAAUACAUCGAGCGUUGCUAGCGUUCAUGCUAGCCAUUGCUGGAAUCGAACAAAUCAAAACCCAGUCUUGGCGCGCUUCUCACUUUUGACUUUCUGCCGUAAACAAAACAUGUGAGAGACGGAGGAGGAGAAAUGCUGGAAACAGGCGGCGGAAACUACUUUUGUCUUGGACGCUUUCCAGAUGAAAUCUUGGCUCAUGUCAGAUGGGAAAUGGAGUGACUAUUUGGGAAUUCCUCUGUACUUCCCACUCUUCCAGAAACAAGUUCGCAGCAAUUCAUUCAAAUCUUUCUCGCAAGACAGCGACAGGAAGUGGUGACUGUCCCCGGAGUAGCGAGAUAAAGAUUUUGACACGACUGCUUUUAGCAGGCGUUUCAACCCUGUAGAGCGAUAAGAGUCGUAUAAGAGUCAUAGUGGAAUGAAUUAUCAACAGAAAUAUCAACUCGGUGAGUCCUGCGCGUCCGCUGGCUUCGAGGUUUGUACUGGAAUAAGAACUCGGUUCUUGGACUGAACUAAUACAAGCUGGCUGUAUUUGGGCAAAUCACAACGAGCAAAUUAAAUCUGCCCGCAGAUUUUUACGACAGGACUCGGAAUAAUCUGAGCGCUCUGGACAGUGCUUACCAUCAUAAUGUAGAUUUCGCUAGAUUUCAUUUUCUGUUUAGUAGCUGACGGCAUUCAUAAAAAGGUGAAAGGUGGGCGGAAACGAUGCUCAUCCCGCAGGACCAAAUGAAGAGCCUGGUUGCAUCAUCGUUGAUAACUACUGUGAGCAGUCGUGAACAUGAUCAGUCUUUUCACAUAGAUGGAUUAUUACAAUCACAUCAUUUGAGCAAAUUUGCCAUGAAAGCGGUUGCCCUUCCCAUUCGUCAGUCGCCGACAAAAAGCUCGGUGACCCCCGAUCUGAAGAUGUUCACAAUCAAUAUUUUGCAAUACAAGUUCCGUAUGUUCGACUGCGCGGAGACGCCGACCAUUAAAUGUAUUAACGUGUGCCGAUCGCUGAAAAGCGAUUGGAUGACAAAACAUUUUCUCCCCGCGCCUGUGUGGUGCUUCUCCGAGUACUCUGCGCUCCUCCCACGUUCCCCCCAAAAAUACAUGCUGGGUUCAUUGAAGACUGCAAAUUGUCCUGAGGUGUGAAAGGUUGCGUCUCUCAUAUGUGCGCGGUGAUUGGCUGGCGACCAGUUGGGGGUGUGGCCCGCACCUGUGACCCGACUGAGGAUAAGCAGUGCGGAGAAGGAAAUGGAAUGGAACAAAUAUUCUCAUGUACUUUGUAAAUGGAGGUCAGUGAUUCUGGCCAGCCACACAAUCUGCGUGUUAUUAAUUCAUGAUUUGAUUCAAUUCUGGGUCGGCCGCAUUGUGACACGUCAAGCUAAAGACGAGCGCAAAACCACUCAGGUAACCUAGUUUUAGGAGUAAUUGAAAUGCUGAUUAUGUCACUCUUGUAUGUCUUUUUUUUUUUUUUUUUUUUUGUCUUAUGCAAGCCAAAACAAGACUUUAUGCAAUAUAUGGUCGCUUGUUGUGAUUUGAUCAUUAGUGGCAUUCGAGCCACGUCUCCAUUCAGAACAUUUCGUGUCAAGACAAUUCUCAGAAAAGUUCUCAUCUUCUUGCUAUUUUCGUGGACUGCUCCAUCUUUGGGCAUUUUGAACCUCAUUAUUGUAGCCUGACUUGGAUCGGGAACUGUUUGGCAGUUACGAAGGGAAAAAAAAUACAACGUAUUGUUCUACUCAGGAAAUUGACGCAGACACUUUCAAUGAGUCGUUUUUAUCUGUCGCCGUUCAUUUUCCUUUCCUUAGAGUUUGUGAACUCCUGCUAACAGCAGUAUAUGCUAAAAAUAGAUCCCCCCCCCCCCCCCUUCACCAAACAAUAGGUUUGCUCAAACAUGACACUAUAUUAAGUCUAUAUUUAUCUUGUCUACGUUUCACCAAAGAAAAGAAACGGAAAAGGAAAUGCUUCUUCAUCACUUCCUGUUGAUAACGAAUGUUGUUGCUUUCUGUUGCUUGUCUUCUCGCGCUAAAGCGAGGUACACCCAUAACGAUUUUUACCAUCUUGGCCGAUUGUGACAGAUCCGAUGCGAUGAGGAAAAAAAUGGCGAGUUCUCGCCGCUCUUACUGUGCGAGCUGUCGACAAGAUGGCCAACACGGCGGACCACACGCAUAGCCGUAAUUGCGAGUCUCCUCCCCCAAACUCGAGGUGUGUUGUAGUGCCGGGACUGACCCGUGAGGGGCGGCGUGGUGCCACAGUGGACCAAGACUGACAAACUGAAAAAUACAAAUUUCCCCAUUAGAAUCGACCGUUUUCCAAGCGAAUCUGGGAGCAAAAAUCCCUCUUAGCGCACCCCACACCGCUUGAUAAUCGCUCAAGAUCGUACCGUUGCUGACGUCAAUCGGAAGUGAGGAAUACGCUCACAUUUAGCCCGAUCAUCGACUGUAUCGUAACUCACACCAAACAUUUCGUUCUUGACUUUGAUUGAUUACAAUACUGAACUGAACUGAAGAAAAGAUGAAUGAGCUCAACAAUGUGAAGAGAAAACAAAUGUAUGUAACAAAUAUUACAAAACUAUUUUUGUGGCACAGCGCACAGAGAAGCAGACUGAACAUAAACCGAGUGAGCAAAAGAUGUCUUCGCUCUUGAGCUGACUUUAGGAGGGGGAGGGGGGGGGGGGGGGCGCCCGGUGCCUUGCUUAACAGCCACUUGACAGUGGUCAGGAUUCACACCAACAACUAUUGUAAGUUUUUCUUUGUCCCCGGGACGUGACACACCAGCGGCAGAAUCCGAGACCUUACAUAACAGAUGAGCGAAAGGAAUCGACCCAAUUAGGUCGGCGGUGCGGCUGCCUGCAGUCUGGAGGAACGUCUCCCCGUCAUCCCGCUGCUCUUGCGCCAUUGGCCGAGAGCUGCGAUGUCGCCGAGAGGGCCGCCCUAUAAAAAGGGGCCCUCUCCCUCACAUCGGUCAGACCAGCUGAGAGCGAUCCCGCUGGUGAACGGGCUCUCUUUUUUCAAACCCUCGGGAAAUAUCCACCACCGGCAUCUCGCCAUGUGCCGAGGACUCGAACUGCUGCCGAUCGCCUGCCUGGAGAGGGCCAAAGAGCUGAAAGCCCUGUUUGGGAGUUUGCUGCACAAGUCGGAUCACGGCAUCCCCGCGCGGCCCCACGAAACUGAGACUCAGCGUGUUGACGAGCGGCUAAAAUGGAAGGAGUCGUUUGAGGAAUUGCUGUCGAGUCAAAAUGGUUUGUGUCUAUUCAGAGCUUUUCUGGUGUCGGAAUUCAGUGAGGAAAAUAUCGCCUUCUACUUAGCGUGUGAAGACUACAGGACUACUAAGCCCUCGAAAAUGUCCGUAAAGGCCAAGCAAAUCUUCGAGGAGUUCAUCAGCACCGACGCACCCCGAGAGGUAAAUCUCGAUCACGUGACCAAAGCCAUCACCGGGGAGAACAUCGAGCAUCCCACCCAGUCGUGUUUUGAUCUGGCCCAGGCCAAAAUUUAUACUCUGAUGGAAAAGGACUGCUACCCUCGUUUCCUCAAGUCCUUGAGCCAGCAGAGCGGACAAGACCGGCUAAGCGACUUUAUCGAGAGCUGCGCAGCCGGCGGCCGGCAGAUGUGAUCCUGAAAUUUGUACGCUAUUGACGCCUAGCCGAAAGCGAUACGCGACAAAUACCCGAGCCGAGGGGGUCGCGCGCCAGGUUCGGCGGACUGGGGUCCCAGCUGAAGGACGGCGAGCUGUGAGGACGCACGCCGAGCCGCUCGCGAGAAGACGUUUGGCGUGAAGUCCUGACGGACACACUGCCGCUCCGCGUUGCUGUUCACACCACCGAUACAUCGCUGUAUUCAUUUAUUUAUUCUCUUUCAACUCAAUGUGUAUUUAAAACGGAACAAAUGGAAUAUUUGCUUUUUAGCUGUUUAGUGAAACUGUCUUUUUUUAUUGUGCAAAGUGAAAUGAAGUGCGCCAAACAAAGGGAGGCGUGACUGUUGCGUUGUUGUGAAGCCGUGUGCGGCCUCUCGAUUCCCACUCGACAAGCGCGUGGCCGACUGCCAAUGAACGGAAGAGAUUCGUGCAUCGACAUGUUACGAUGGCACUGAAAAUCGUCACGACUCUCGUGAGAAGACGGUGAACGAUACACCACGUUGACUCCUUAGAUGGUAACCGUGCGUGUGGAAGGUAAAGUAGAUGCCACUCGAGUUGUUCAGACAACGAGAGAACAAACAAGCGACAUGCAACGAUUGCUAAGUCAGUGCUUACGCGAGGCGUUUUCAACUGAGAACACGAAAGGAAACAAGUGUGCCGCCUUCGCCAGUUGUUUUCACAGCAAUGCCUUUCUUUUGUAACGAGGAAGCAGAAAUGUUUGAAAUGGGGAUUUCACUGUGAACAGGUAUCGUUUUGACAACAUUGCCACCUUUUUGGUUCAACUUCUCAACAAUAAAAUGGA